CGCAGAUUACGAAUUUGGAGGAACAGCAGGCGAUUAUCGGUAGUAGUCAAAGCAAGCUCAUCACUUUAUUUGGGACACAGAACGAGUGCAUCGUUAAAGUUGGGAAAGUGCAUGUCUCUCGAUUUUCAUUUUAAGUAUAUAUUAUUUAUUAAAUAUGUUUCCCCUAUUUUUUGUUCUGAGAUUCCCGUAAAUUUUUCUUUAAUAUUUUAUCCCUAUAGGCGCUCAUAUUUAUUUUCCUAUGUUUUAAAUUGGCAGUCAUAUAAUUAACAAAGGCUCCUAAACUCACUUCUUGGGUAAUUUUCCAUUGUGCAUAAGCGGCAGGGCUUAGAAACCAGAAUAGUAUCUCUUAACCUCCUAAUUACUGGCCGAUACAUCUAGCCAGUACGCGCACCUCUCAUAUAGCGAGAGUUUCCCGGCAUCCUCCGUUAGCGUCGGCCAGCCGGCCAAGCCGCAUUCAGCACUCGACAGCGCAGUGGCCGGACAAAAACAUCAAUAAAUGGUUCAUCAUAACGCAUGUAUUUAAAAAGAAAAGAAAACUUUAGGGGUUUCAAUUAAGCCUUCCUGAUAUGAUAAAGGACGCCCGAUACAUAUCCAAGUUCGUUAAUGGGCAUGGAAAUGAUUCCCGUUUAAUUAGGCAUGUUUCGACAACCGCAAUCUAAGAUGAAGAAAACAACUUUCGAACGCGCGAGCGUACGCACUGCGCGCCUGCGCGAGCAGAAGAAGAAACGAAGAUAGCGGACGACGGGGCACGCCUUGCCUCCACGCUCACUAACCAGGUCGACCACGACAGCUAGAACGCCUCAGCCGAAUGUCCGCUGCCCCGAACCCCGCGGUAGUGCUGCUCAUCGGCUUCGUUUACUGCGGGAGCAGGAUCCUGGUGGACCAACUCGCCCUGCUGGCCUACCCGUGGUGCGAUCACCCGACCAAGUGCUACGACUACGCCGAGGAGCUGGCCGCCAGCAUGGACCACAGCGUGGACCCAUGCGACAACCUGUACGAGCACGUGUGCGCGCACUGGUCGCGGCGGUAUCCCGCGUUUCCAGGUCAGUUCCACUUCCUGAAGAUCAGAGCGACGGUCUUCGUGCUGCAGCAACUCGAGCGAGCCGCCCCUCAGCACCCGUCGCUGGCCGUCAGGAGGGCCGUGACCGGGUACCAGGCCUGCCGCGGGGCCUUCGAUAAUCAGCGAGAAGAUGCCCAGGUCCUCUUCGACGUAUUCGAUCAGUUCAACGUCACGUGGCCGGCCUCGACGCUUCCGGAGAACUUCGACGUGAUGGAGUACCUGCUGGGCCUGUCACUGGACUACGGCCUGGAGACGCCGCUUCUACUCCGCUUGAGUCCAUACUUGCCGACGGACAGGCGCUACGGCUUUUCUCUGGACUUCGUCUUGGGCAGAGAUGGGACCGCGUACGAACCGGCGCAGGUAGCCGCCUGCAUGCCGUCGGUGGCGCCGUCCGUUGGGCACAAUUCUGCAUUGCAGUUCGGCGAGAUCAUUCACGCCGUGCACUCGGACCUGGUGGUCCUCCUGGAUGCCGUCUCCAGGGAUCGGACGCGAGUCCUCGCCACCAUCGAAAACCUGGCCAACGACGUCGCACAGCAAGUGGCGCCCGACACCCUGCUGAACGCCAUCAACAAGCACCUGCCGAAGAACACGCCGGUUCAAAAGGACGAGAAAGUGCUUGUCUACAACAAAACGGGCUUCGCGCUGAGCGAGAUGCUGAGAACCGCCAAUCGAUCGCGCUACGCGCAUCUCGUGCUGUUCAGCGGCUGGAACAUUGUCGCGAGAAACAAUGCCGGGAUGUCGUCGUCGCUGUUGACCUGCAUGUCCGGGAAGGCGUCUGAGGACGCUCGCGUCUUGGCUGCGGGGAUAUGCCUCCAUUUCGUGAAUGAGAUGGCCGGCUACGCCCUUGCCCGCUUUUACGUCGACAGCGCGGAACUUUCACGUGCUGUGCUUGACGUCACGGACACGUGGAACGCCGUGCGCGACGCCACGCGGCGAAACUUCCCCACCCUGUCGUGGAUGGACAAGUCCACCGCCGCGGGCGCCAUGGACCACGUGGAUAGCCUCCUAUCCAUCGUCGCCGUUCCGGCGCACCUGAACACUAGCCAGGCGCUGGACGCCUUCUACGAUUACCUGGGGGCCGACCAGUCGCAGCCCUUCUUCCAGUGGUUCAUGAAGUCGAGGAAUCGGCGGUCGGACAAGUACAAGAGCUUCAUCCGCGAGGACCCAAAGGUGGCCGUGCACCGCGAAGACAUGCCGUUGAGCUCGGUGGACGUGAACGCUUUUUACCUGCAUCUCUACCACAUCAUGGUCGUCCUUCCCGCCAUCAUUGCCCCGCCGUUUGCGGCUCCAGGCGUGGCCCCGGCGGUGAUCUACGGAUCCAUCGGCAAGGUCUUGGGUCACGAGCUGUCCCACGCCUUCGACCCGCAGUCCAGCACUCAGACCAGGACCGGUGACUUUGCCACGUGGUGGUCGCUGCCAUCGUUUAAGCGAUUCGUCGACAGGCUGUUGUGCGUCAUUUCUCAGCUGGGCAACUACACCGAAAGCUACGUCCACGGCUUCAACGCGCUGUCGGAGGUGUUCGCGGACACAGCCGGCACCGAGAAGGCUCGCCUGGCGUACGCUUCGCUACCGAUUCAGCCGGGUAUGCUCGGCUACUCGCAGGAGCAGCUGUUUUUCGUCGCGGGCUGCUUCGAGUUCUGUGCCAAGAAUCCCUACUCGUGGGACGUGUCGGACAUUUACCCGGCAUCCGCCCUGCGUUGCAAUUUACCCGUUGCCAACGAGAAGAAAUUCGCGGCAGCGUUCAAUUGUCCCACCGGAGCAGCACUGAACCCGCAGACGCGCUGCAUCUUCCACGGAACGUAGACUGUGGAACCUCAUUCAGCAGCUCCGUACUGGUUGCCAACAUUUUUCUUUUCUUUUCUGUUGCCAAUUUUCAGAUGUACUCCCCGUGCCUAGUAGUGAGAAACCAACGUGAUUAGACUGUGUUAUGAUCACACUAGGGACUCGACAAUCCUGAUUUAAUUCGUUAAUUACUUCCCUUUGAUUUCCGACAGACCCACUCGCGCUAUUAAGCAUGUGUUCACUUUGCUCGGUAGUCACCGCGUUCUUGUUUGCUUUCAUUUCUUGUUCUUACUUUCCUGCAAGUUUUUACUUCUCUGCUCUGUACGGCUGCUGCUAUUUAACUUAUCUGAACUCGCAUAUUCUCAUUCGAAGCAAGUGUCGCGUGCGAGCUUUUGGCACAACGUUAAGAACUUUUUUGUUCUAGUAACUAAAUUGUCUGUCACUACUGGUUUCAGUGAUUUGAAAGCACUGAAAUCUAAACUGAUGUUGUUCAAACGAA
This is a messenger RNA of Dermacentor andersoni, 3341 nucleotides long. RefSeq names its product neprilysin-1-like. Gene Ontology annotation, biological process: protein processing. Gene Ontology annotation, molecular function: metalloendopeptidase activity. Gene Ontology annotation, cellular component: plasma membrane. The record is from RefSeq and is a predicted model, not a curated record. Lineage: Eukaryota; Metazoa; Arthropoda; Arachnida; Ixodida; Ixodidae.